AUGCAGUACCUUGAUGCGCCGGAAGAGCAGGCCGAGGCAUUGCCUUUCGCGAUGCCGAUCCAUCGCAGCCCUUCUAGGACCGACACCACGACGACAACGGGCGUCAGCGUCCCGGAAGCCUGGAGUCCAUCUCCAUGGACUGCAAAUGACAUCUUUGCCAGCUCGAGCUCUCUUGACGCUGACCGCUAUGCUGUCCGCACACCACCACGGCGUAGUGGACAAACCCUCAGCUCGGACUUUGGGCCAAGAGAAGCACAGUUGCUGAGAACAUUCGUCCAGGAAUGGGGACCUUUGCUGGACUGUACAGAUGCGCAGAAGCAUUUCACAAACGCAAUCCCUCAACUGGCGCUGAAUGAGUCCGAGUGCCUGUUGUAUGCGAUAUUGACCAUUACAGCUCUGUACCUCAGUCGGGUAUCCCAGUAUCCUUCGUCGGCGGCUCAAGCUUACCGACAGAAGUGCGCUCGGGCGUUGAUACCGAUCUUACAAGAAGAUCCUACCAACAUGCAUGAGGCGAGCAUGUUUGCGACCUAUGUCUUGCUGCGAGUUUAUGACCAUCUGACAGUGAAUUUUAGCAGUGAAAGAGUUCCCGACACAAUAUUUACGGAAGGGCUGGCACUUUCUACAACACCCUGGAAUGCGUACGCCACACAAGCAUCCCUCAAACAAGCCGCGUUUUGGGUCCAUUUGCGACAGGACAUCCACGUGGCAUUAUUGCUCGAAUGCCCGGUCAACGUCGACUACACCUUAUAUACACAGACGGUGGCCGUUGCACAAACCAUCACAGAGCGGGGCACGGUUGACUGGAAUGCGGAUCGAGGACACGAGCAGGAUGGUUCGGCGGCGACCAGCGCCAUUGUGGUCGAGUGCGCUUGGGCGAACCGAAUCGUGGGCAUCGCGCUCAACGUUGUCAACUAUUGUUACAGCGACUCCGAGAAGACGGUCGACCAAUGGGCCACGCUUCUUGUGUCCCUCGAACGAUGGAACAUCGAGAAACCGCCUUCUUUCUCGCCUUUCUUCGAAUGCAAGCCGGCCACCUCGACGGGCGAAGGGUUUCCCCACAUAUACUUAAUGAGCGACUGGCACGUGAUCGGGCUCAUGUACUACCACCUGGCCAUAGCCAUGCUGAAAAUUCACCACCCAGCCCGGAAAACGAACAAGUUGGGCUCGUCAAAGUUCUUUCUGAGCGACGACAAGGCAUGUUUCCUCUUCCCGGCAGCCGAAGAGAAAGAUCCGCUAAUCUGA
This is a messenger RNA of Cladophialophora immunda, 1242 nucleotides long. RefSeq lists its product as uncharacterized. Bases 1 to 1242 code for a protein of 413 amino acids. The record is from RefSeq and is a predicted model, not a curated record. Gene Ontology annotation, cellular component: nucleus. Gene Ontology annotation, biological process: positive regulation of transcription by RNA polymerase II. Gene Ontology annotation, molecular function: DNA-binding transcription factor activity; transcription cis-regulatory region binding. NCBI's taxonomy places the organism in Eukaryota, Fungi, Ascomycota, Eurotiomycetes, Chaetothyriales, Herpotrichiellaceae. The transcript has 3 exons.